This is a messenger RNA of Lachancea fermentati, 747 nucleotides long. Lineage: Eukaryota; Fungi; Ascomycota; Saccharomycetes; Saccharomycetales; Saccharomycetaceae. The record is from the annotation of a GenBank genome assembly.
AUGGUUAUUCAAAAGAAUGCGCAUAUAGAAAAGUUGGCGGUCCUGCAAAGGAAACCUAAUCGAGAGUACGCCCUCAAUAUUAUUAGGGAUAUAGCCCACCAGGUUUCUUACUUAAUGCGAGAGAAUAAACUAAGGGUGGGGCAAUUAGUGGAAUUCUAUCCGAAGAAUAAACGACUGCUGGGUAUGAAUGUCAAUGGUGGCUCCAAGAUCAUGUUGCGGUUAAGACAUCCUAAUGAUGAAAGUGAAUUUUUGUCAAGAGAGUCUAUUCUUGCUACAAUGCUUCAUGAAUUGACACACAACCUUUUUGGACCUCACAAUGUUAGCUUCUACAAAAAGCUAGAUGAAUUCAUGGGUAGACAGUGGACUAUAGAGCAGCAGGGUUUAUUUGAUAGCUUUAUUGGCACGGGAAGAAAGCUCGGGAUGCAACCAAAAUCAAGAUUCGGGCCUAGAAGGUUAGGAAGUGCUGUUGGUAGUGCUCAAAUCUCCCUUAGACUUCGUGAUAAGACGCCCAGGGAAAUGGCUUACUUGGCUGCUGAGAAGAGGGCCAGAGAUGCAAGGUGGUGCGCAGAGUCAGAAAAGUCGGAAACGGUAGAGCCUUUGGCAGAGAACCUUGAUUUCAUCGAAAUAGAGAGUGAUUCUGAUCUAGAUCCAAAAGACAAAGAUCUCAAAAAGAACUCCAGUCGACCAGAGGUGAUCGAGAUUAUAGACCUUACUUGUGCGUCAGACUCGGAAAGCGCCUGUCCUUGA